AUGUCGCGCUAUCAUCUUGCAGAUUUGAAUUCAUCAUUAUUGGCCUACUCUGGCAACCAAGCCACAACCGGAGGCCAACUAAAUGCCGGCUUCUCAUUGGCCGGCGCCUUUCCUUGGCCUCUUCCCCCUCGCCAUUGGCAGCUUCCCACAACCAGGCUCUCGGCCAAUGAAAUUCCCCGCAGUCACAGCCAGGUUUCGGCUCCAGCCAAUCACAACGCGCCUCGCGGGGGGAGUGAAACUUUAUCCCUACCUGGCAACCCUGCCAUGAGGCCUAUGACUUCGCCUAUUACGUCACCGAUGACGUCACCGCUACUGACCAAUUGCAGCGCACCGUGCAAAGUGACGUCACCGCUCUUGACCAAUGACAGCGCUCGACUCACGAGUGAACAACCACAAGAUUUUUGGUCGAGCAAACCUCGUCCACUCUGGGACUCUCAUGGCGUCACCCGAGAGCGCCGAACUCCAUCCUGUUUUACCAUCUCUUCCCUUGUUGGCAACAACAACCACGAGAAAAACCACGACAACAAAAACGAGCACCGAAACGGCAGCGAUCAAAAUGGCAACCCGACAAAAGAUGCAUCAAUCGAUUUAAACUUCGGCAGUUUCCGGCCUGCAGACUUUUCGAAAGAGCGGACAUUCAGAAACCAACUUGAUGAAACUCGAAUUGAAAACAAAGGGUGGCAUCAUUCCAUGGCUGAAGAUAGAGAUGACGAUGAGAGAGAAUGGAAAAAUGGACAAGAAGAUGACGAGACCAAAGAAGCAAUAGAUGUAGAAGGCACGAAUGAAUCGACGAACAAGUAUACAAACCGAUAUGCUGAUGAUGAUAUGCUAAGCAAUAGGAUGGAUCAAGAUGACAACGAAGAAGCUAAUUCAGACAUAGAUGUUGGGGGACCACAUCCAAAGGGGCAUCUUGACUCCAAAAAUUACGAUGGGGAAAAAGAUAGCACACAUUCCCCGUCUCCCAAAUGCAUGUUUUCACCAACCUCAGUCUUGCCAAAACAUGAAAUUUCACAAGACAAAAUUUCUUUUCCUCUACGACUACCAUUUAACCACGAAUCUUUAUUCAGUUUGUCUUCACGCCACACAGGAGCUUUUCAACCUCUACUAUCAGACCCCAGACUACAUCCUGAUCGACAGGAUCUCAGUCGAAUCGCAUCCGAUAAUCCAAUUUUUCAGACUUCACAAGAAACCACAGAAAAUGGAAAUCAAGUAGGUAGUAAGUCUUCGACUAAUUCUAGGGAAUCCUCUCCAAAAAUGUCUCCGGUACAUCAGUUUUCGCCUCUUUCUCGGACAUUCAUGCCACAUUUGUGUUUGAAUUCCAGUAACCGUGAAGCAUUUAUGAAUUUACAUAGGCCUUUAGGUUUUGGAUUAUAUCCACCAAGUCCGAAUACUUCGAAAAAAGAAUUGUCAUCACUCACUUCAGAAAACGAAAACUCCAAACGAAACGCUAUGGAAACAGAAGCAUCCCAAUCGUCAAUGUCAGCUUCUUUAGACGAUUCUUUGCAGACGAUGAUGUCUACAUCAGUUUCUACAUCCACAACCCCACCUCCAAUGUUAACAUCUACUGCACAAUCUUCCACCUCCCAAGAAGGUCUGCAUCACCAUUCAAUGCAGCAUUUUCCAUGGCACCUCUCUAACAUUGGUAAUAAUAUUACUAAUAUCACUAACAUAGCAAACAUCAACCUCUCUAGUUUACCAAACUUACCACAUCCGUUGUCAGGAAGCUUCCCAUCAAUAUCAACAUUGGGAAGUUUACAAAGCCUUUCGAAUCUCAACGCAAGUCAGCUGACCAACCAGCUAACCAACUCUUUGUCGGGUCAGCUUGGGAGUUCGUUAUCUACACACCUUGGAAAUUCCUUAUCCAGUUCACUAACUAGUCAUUUCGGUUCUUCUUUGUGUGGUCCAAUGGGUGAACCACAUCGGAUAUUCCCCUGGUCUUUAUCACAAUGUCCACUACCCCCUUUUCGUAUGGAAGGGGGCCAUUUAGCUUUCGAUGGAAGCCAUUUCCAAAUGGAUGGGUUUGCCUUAGAUGGGUCACUAAUCAAACCCCUUGCCUUGGGUGGGGGUGACGUGUACUCCUGUAUCAAGUGCGAGAAGAUGUUCUCCACCCCACAUGGUCUGGAAGUCCAUUCCAGACGAUCCCACAACGGCAAAAGACCCUUCGCUUGCGAGAUGUGCAACAAGACCUUCGGCCACGAGAUCAGCCUUACGCAACACAGAGCGGUUCACAGCGCAGAGAAAGUGUUCUCCUGCAAGCAGUGCGGCAAAUGUUUCAAGAGAUCUUCCACCUUAUCCACCCACUUACUCAUCCACUCCGACACCAGGCCUUACCCCUGCCAGUAUUGCGGCAAGCGCUUCCACCAGAAGAGCGACAUGAAGAAACAUACCUACAUCCACACAGGAGAGAAGCCACACAAGUGCACGGUGUGCGGCAAGGCUUUCUCACAGUCCUCGAACCUGAUAACUCACAGCCGCAAGCACACCGGCUUCAAGCCCUUCUCCUGCGACCUUUGUGGACGCGCGUUCCAGCGCAAAGUGGACUUGCGGCGCCACAAGGAGACCCAGCACACUGACCUCAGGGGGGACCUCAGAGGCCAGGUGGAUCUUAGGAGUCAAGGGGACCUUAGGGGUCAAGUGGAUAUUAGGGGUCAAGUGGACCUCAGGAGUCAAGUAGACCUUAGGAAUCAAAUGGACCUUAGAGUUCAGGGAGAUCUCAGGGGUCAAGUGGACUUGAGGGCCCAAGCGGUCGAUCUUAGAAACCCGGUGGACCUGAGGAACCAGGCUUUGGAGCUAAGGAACCAAGGGGAUAUCCGAACAGCGGGUGAUUUGGAGAAUGUGGGGGAUUUAAAUGGCCAGGCUCCGGAGUUGAGAAAUCAAGAGGAGUCGCAACCUCAGGACUUUAAAAAUCACCAGGAUACGCAAAUCAAAAUGAACCACCAGGAUAUACGGACGGAAAAUCCAGAAAGAAAUCAAAGGCAGGCGGAUAGCAUCAGAUCCUCGCCAGACAGUGGGGAUUUGAAAUCUUCUCUUCGUUUUGAUAACCGAUUAAGCCAAGUCGGAUACCGGGAUGUCAUUUCCGACAACGUCACCAAAAAGUCAACUACAGAAAACGACAACGAAGAUGAGAACGUCACGUCUGUUUCACCUUUAAAACUAACAGAAGCCUCUGAAAAGUCCCUGUUCGAACCCCUAUCAUCUUACGGGCAUGCAUCUUCUUAUGAAACUACCGAUUCGUCUGUUCGAAAAUCUGGGGACUCUAAAACGUUCCCAUUUUCAUCGGCAAUGCGUGCAUCAAAUAACGCAAACUUACUGUCAAAAACGGUAAACUUCCCAUUUCCAGCCUCAAUUUCUUUAAUGCCAUUCACUUCCGUCUCGCAUUUCCCUACGUACAACGGGAUUAACGGGUCUGGGUCAACAGGCUCCCCCAACAUCGAAAACGCCAAAUAUAACGGUAAUAUAACGGAGGAAAUAACGGAAAGGAAACAGAGACUGACUGUUACUGAGGACUAAAUUUGAGGGUAAGAAACAUGUGUGAAUUUUAUACUGAAAAAUAUUGCAAUUGAAGCAGACGAUUUCUGGUAAAUUGGCGAACAGUUAAGCCAAAUAAUUCUCAUUAAUAUUAAUGAGUAUUAACCUCUGCAAAUUUAAACUAA
Molecule: messenger RNA, 3653 nt
Organism: Hyalella azteca
Lineage: Eukaryota; Metazoa; Arthropoda; Malacostraca; Amphipoda; Hyalellidae
Exons: 4
Coding region: 1-3510 (1169 amino acids)
Biological process (GO): regulation of transcription by RNA polymerase II
Molecular function (GO): DNA-binding transcription factor activity; RNA polymerase II cis-regulatory region sequence-specific DNA binding
Source: RefSeq, a predicted model, not a curated record